Messenger RNA from Fonsecaea nubica, 1296 nucleotides. RefSeq lists its product as hypothetical. NCBI's taxonomy places the organism in Eukaryota, Fungi, Ascomycota, Eurotiomycetes, Chaetothyriales, Herpotrichiellaceae. The record is from RefSeq and is a predicted model, not a curated record. The transcript is spliced from 4 exons. Bases 1 to 1296 code for a protein of 431 amino acids.
AUGAGGUUCCAGCUCGCCAUACUGCUUUCUAUCCAGGUAGUCGUGUCUGCCGCAAAUCCCGUGGUCAGAAGGACUCUGUAUCGGCGGCAAUCAUUUCCUUCCGAAUUCAAUCCUGACCCUCAGUCCGGAUAUGACGACCCGACUAUUGACAUUGCGGACCCUUCCUUCGCGACCGCCAUCCAGGCCGGCUACCAAGGCCCCUUUGCUUCGUACGACAAGCACGAGUUGGUCGGACCUGUUGAUCUGCUUCGAAACGGCCACGUCAACUACGGCGUGAACCCGAACUUCACGUUGCCCUUGUACAAAGGUACUUCGGCAGACGGCAAAACCUACUGGUGGAUCGUGACGGACACGUCGGAUGAAGGCAAUGCAAAGCAGCUCGGCGUCAACUUCGCCCCAAAGCUACGCUUUGCUGCACAAGGCCAGACUGGCGACGGGCUCAAAGGUGCAGAACAACUGGAGAUUGUCAACAACGCUGUUUUUGGCCGGAAAGGGCUGGUCGACUUUUCACCCGUGCGAAACAUUGUGCCAGGCAAUCCGUCCCCGUUUCCGCCACAGUCACUGCAACCCGGUAGCGUCGGGGACAAAUUCUAUACACCGCUGAUCCAGUUGACCAAUGCCGGCUACGAAGUAUGGAAUGCUCCGAUUGUCGCAGGUGAUGUGGAUGAAGACUAUCUGAACCAAUUCUGCGACGGUAUUCCUGAUGCGAUGCUAGCCGAUCUUCGCAGCAAAGCCCACGACCAAGUCCUCUCCAUCUGUCCCCGAGACCAGGUCGUCACCCUCGCCACCAUCCGAGGGUUCUCCUUUUCCAAAUCCGUCCUCUACCUGAUCGCCGACGGAUCGGACCCGUUGCCCGCGACGCUUGACGGCGGCACGUACGCACCACGUUUGGCGGCCGUCCCGACGGGAGACGACGACGCCCUUUUCAGCGGUAUCGAGCGUUUCUUCGUGAAUACCAACGGCUACACGAACCGAGAUCUCCCCUCCGGCGCCCCGAACAACGAGACCCACCAUCCGUGGCGACAAGGUCUGAAUAGUGCAAUCCUGGGAGAGGGGAACCCGUUGAACAUCCUCGGAGCAAUCCCCACCGUCGCAUAUGAUUACUCACCUCUGUGGAACUUCAAUCUCUACGCGUGGACCAAUUUCAGCAUCGAGAACGGCAUCCGCACCAGGCUGACGGGCGAAUUCGAGGUGUUGGGCAUGGCCGCUGCCGGGUACGUGACGAACCCCGACGGCACCGAGCUGAGCGACGCGGGAAUUGUCAACAAUUGUCCCAUCGUGCAUCGAUUCCUCUGA